AUUCAAAUGGCGGAAUGAUGACAAUGCUGAGUAUGUUUCCACUUCAGUGAUCUGUAAAAAGACGGAAUGACCGACUUUAGUGGCAGUACAUGAUAUUGACAUACACAUAAAAUCAAAAUGGAAAACGACGUGGAUGUAGACAAACGGGAGGAAGUAUUCCACAACGCUGUCCGAGAAUACAUCAUAUUCAUGCUGCUCUUCAUUCUGCUGUAUGUGAGUUCCUAUAUCACAAUCUGCUAUUUCAAAAGAAAGGCAGACUCUGAUGACACCUAUGCAGGUGGGGAAGAAGAUGCCGUGGUAUACAGAAUAGCGUUAUGGCUGUGUACAUUCACACUGUCUGUAUCGGUUGGUGCUGUCCUUCUACUACCCAUAUCUAUCAUAUCAAAUGAAGUGCUGCACCACUAUCCAAAAAGUUAUUACGUCAAGUGGCUCAACAGCUCCCUCAUCCAUGGAUUAUGGAAUAUGCAGUUUGCAAUGUCCAAUGUUUCAUUGUUUUUCUUCAUGCCAUUUGCCUACUUCUUCACAGAGUCUGAAGGUUUUGUAGGGUAUAAGAAGGGUGUUAGAGCACGUGUCUACGAAUCCAUCAUCGUUCUCGUUCUUCUCAUCUUUGUUAUUGUGGGUUGUGUGUGGGUAGUGUCGGCCUGUUUUGACGAUGACGUCCACAAAAAACAGAGAUAUAUUGAUCUCUUAUCCGAUGUUUGGAACUUCUAUUUGCCAUAUAUUUACGCAAUUAUAUCAUUUACUGGUGUUAUUGUUUUACUUUUAUGUACACCUGUGGGAUUUGCACGAAUGUUUACUGUGAUGGGUAAACUUGUUGUUAAACCAAAGUUCUUAAGAGAUAUAGAUGAAGAGUUUGCCACUUUAAAAAUGCAAGAGGAAAGUAUACGCAGAAAAAUAGAUUCCGAAUGUAAGCAUCUCCGAUGUAAAUGUUUAAAUAAGGAAUUACACCACCAACAUAGCACUAUAGCAAAUGGCCAUGCUACGCCAGACUCCCUACAAAAACAAUUGGAAGAGAUUGAGAAAGAUAAGGCUGAAUUAGAAAAAAGAAAAAAGAUAUCUCCUCUGAGAAGGAACCUGGGAUAUCCUUUAGUCAUCCUUGCUUUGUUAGCCUUAACGGUACUGUGUGUGUUAAGUGUGGCUCACCAUUUCUUUGAACUCCUGGUUGGAAUCAAAGCCCUUCCUGUUGGAGCCAAGGAGACCGUGUUAGGAAUCUCGUCCCUGUCUGCUCUGGGCUCCGUCGGUGCUGUUCUGGAGAUUGUUCUUAUCUUAUAUGUCAUGUCUGCCUCUAUAGAAGGAUUCUACUCUCUGCCAUUCUUCCGAAGACUUACACCUGUGUCACAUGAUACAUCCAUGGUUCAGAUAAUAGGCAACUGUGUUGUUCUGCUCAUCCUGAGUUCAGCAUUACCAGUUUUGUCUCGUAUUAUGGGUAUUACUAAUUUUGACUUGAUUGGAAACUUUGGCAGUAUGGAUUGGCUGAGCAAUUUUUACCUAAUUCUUACUUGUAAUGCUGUCUUUGCCAUCACAACGACUAUGUGCUUGACCAAUAAGUUCACAGGAACUGUGAGAUCAGAGGUGUUUAACCGACUGUUGACCUGGGUGUCCCAGUGGGGGAAAAGAUCAAAACCUCAAAAUUAUACAUCCAUCAAAGAUGACUGAUUCCAAGUUCUAGAAGAAAGACAAUCUGUAUAGAUGACAAUCCAUUUACAAGGCAAUCUACACAAGAAAUCCCACAGAAACUACGUAACAUUGUCAUGUAUUCACUAACAAUAUUCCAUACCAAAAUAGCGAGGAAUUCUCCCACCAAGAGUACCACUUCCUUUGAGGAAUUCCAAGCUGCUUAUUCCUUUGCCAAAAAUAUGGAGAAAUAACAGUAGUAAUGAUAACAGUAAUUGGUAUACAUUUACUUUGAUCUCGGAUCAUUAAAAAAAAAUAUCUGAAGUUAUGAAAUACACUUCAGUGGUUGUAUUGUAUAAGGAUUCUAGCUUGUUUGUUAUAUUGCCUGUCUGAGCACAAUUCUGGAAUUCAAAACAAAUUAGAAGCUGUUUGAGGUGUUUGCCUAAAUUGUAGAGUUUUAUAUAUAUACUGCUGGGGACGACACUGUUAGUAACUUAGUAGUGCUAUGGUGAUUUCUACAUUAAACUUAUAGCUUAUUAAUUGGCCAGCUAGUAGUAAUAGUUAACUUAGCUAAGAUAGAGCAGGAGGAUGGGGAGAUUUUCUUAAUAUUGUCUCAUUAGUGCCAGCCUGUUAAUCAGUAGGAAGGAGCUAGGGGAACAUGUUGACCUGUAAUAGCUAGGGGUGGGCUUAUUACCAGGCAUGGGCUUAUGGCCAGAUAGUUAUUGUUAAAUGCUUUGUACUAUUAUGUGAACUCACCAUUAGACUUUAGAUCAUACUCAUGUACCAUUAGUAACACAAGAGGACUCGCCAUUAGUCUUUAGGUCAUACUCAUGUACCAUUAAUAACACAAGAGGACUCGCCAUUAGGUCAAUAGUCGUACUAAUGACCUCACCAUCGGUCUAGUGCACUAACCAUUACACCACCAGUAGCUCUAGUGAACUCACCAUUAGACCACCAGUAGCUCUAGUGGACUCACCAUUAGACCACCAGUAGCUCUAGUGAACUCACCAUUACACCACCAGUAGCUCUAGUGGACUCACCAUUAGACCACUGUCCAGUAGCUCUAGUGAACUCACCAUUACACCACCAGUAGCUCUAGUGGACUCACCAUUAGACCACUGUCCAGUAGCUCUAGUGGGCUCACCAUUAGACCACCAGUAGCUCUAGUGAACUCACCAUAGACCACCAGUAGCUCUAGUGGACUCACCAUUAGAUCACCAGUAGCUCUAGUGGACUCACUAUUAGACCACUGUCCAGUAGCUCUAGUGGACUCACCAUUAGACCACUGUCCAGUAGAUCUGGUGGACUCGCCAUUAGACCACUGUCCAGUACUCUAGUGGACUCACCAUUAGACCACCAGUAGCUCUAGUGGACUCACAAGUACACCACCAGUAGCUCUAGUGGACUCACCAUUAGACCACAAGUAGCUCUAGUGGACUCACCAUUAGACCACAAGUAGCUCUAGUAGACUCGCCAUUAGACCACCAGUAGCUCUAGUGGACUCACCAUUACACCACCAGUAGCUCUAGUGGACUCACCAUAGACCACCAGUAGCUCUAGUGGACUCACCAUUAGACCACCAGUAGCUCUAGUGGACUCACCAUUACACCACCAGUAGCUCUAGUGGACUCACCAUUAGACCACUGUCCAGUAGCUCUAGUGGACUCACCAUUAGACCACUGUCCAGUAGCUCUAGUGGACUCACCAUUAGACCACCAGUAGCUCUAGUGGACUCACCAUUAGACCACUGUCCAGUAGCUCUAGUGAACUCGCCAUUAGACCACCAGUAGCUCUAGUGGACUCACUAUUAGACCACUGUCCAGUAGCUCUAGUGGACUCGCCAUUAGACCACCAGUAGCUCUAGUGGACUCACUAUUAGACCACCAGUAGCUCUAGUGGACUCACCAUUACACCACCAGUAGCUCUAGUGGACUCACCAUUAGACCACCAGUAGCUCUAGUGGACUCACCAUUACACCACCAGUAGCUCUAGUGGACUCACCAUAGACCACCAGUAGCUCUAGUGGACUCACCAUUAGACCACCAGUAGCUCUAGUGGACUCACCAUUAGACCACUGUCCAGUAGAUCUGGUGGACUCGCCAUUAGACCACCAGUAGCUCUAGUGGACUCACUA
This is a messenger RNA of Pecten maximus, 3748 nucleotides long. RefSeq names its product limb region 1 protein homolog. Bases 118 to 1656 code for a protein of 512 amino acids. Lineage: Eukaryota; Metazoa; Mollusca; Bivalvia; Pectinida; Pectinidae. The record is from RefSeq and is a predicted model, not a curated record. Gene Ontology annotation, molecular function: transmembrane signaling receptor activity. The transcript is spliced from 15 exons. Gene Ontology annotation, biological process: signal transduction.